UGUACGAAGACACCAGUGUUGGUGUUGUACUCUGGCACAAGCCUGUGCAGAAAGUUAUAAUCGUGUGAUGAUUAUUAAACACAGAGAGACAAACUGACAGACCCAGCAAUGCAGCCUCCAUGUUUGGUAACUGCUGGGCUCUCCACAUCAUCAGCAGCAACAGUAGUAAAGGGAUGAGAUCAUGAGACGUGAGGGACUGACUGCAGGACUUGGCGGUACUGGAACCGUCGAGUUGGUGUGCACAAAAUAGUCGGAGGAGAAUCAUUGUAUUACAUCACCUGUUCUUUCUUCACAAGUUUACAAGUUCUUUGAAAUUGUGUGAGCCUAUAGUAAUACAAGAUAAGGUUCGGUGGCAAGCCGCAAAGAUGCUGGUGGAAGUGAUUCUGUUCGCUGUAUUGGUGUUUCUGUUGUGGAAGACCUUCAGGAAACCCCCAGGACUGCCUCCAGGCAGGUGGGGGCUUCCCCUAGUGGGCUACAUACCCUGGACCAGCAAGAACUUUGAGGAGCAGGUGAUGGACCUCCACCAGCAGUAUGGAGACAUCUUCCUGUGGAGGAUGGGAACUCAGUUGAUGGUGUUUCUGAAUAACUACAAACUGAUGAAGGAAGCUUGCUCCAGAUCCGAGUUUACUUUCAGACCAGACUGGGAAGUUUUGAAGAAUAUAGAUGAAACUCCCAGUGGAAUCGUAUCAAGUAAUGGUGUCUUAUGGCACAACAACCGGAGAUUUACGCUGCGGCAGCUGCGUGAUCUUGGCAUGGGCAAGUCCUCGCUGGUGGAGGCGGUGCAGCACCAAUGCCUCAAGCUACGCGAGACUCUUGCCGAGGGGGCUGGAACACCUGCAAUGAUUCCACAUCAGCUUCACGUGACUGUGGUCAACGUGAUCUGGCACAUGGUGGCAAGCAAACAGUUCGAUGCAGAAGACAAAAGAUUACAUGAGUUUGUAAAACUUAUGUCAGAAUUUGUCUUGCUUUCCAAUCGAUUGGCCAUCAAGGACUUCAUGCCGUGGCUGCAAAACGUCAUGCCUGAUUUUCUCUUUAAACGCCUCAUAAAAUAUCAUGAAAUGAUGGACUUGAAAGAAAAGUUCUUGCGAUACUUUGCGGAAGAGAUAAAGGAACACAAGGCCACUUUGGAUCCAGACAACCCACGGGAUCUUAUUGAUAGCUACCUGUUGGAGAUGGAGGCCAAGAAAGAUGAUCCGGACACAACCUGCAGCGAGCAGGAUAUGAUGUUUUUAAUGUUGGACAUGUUUAUUGCGGGAAGCGAGACCAUCGUCAACACCUUCGUGUGGCUGUGUUGCUACUUGGCAGCAUACCCGCAGGUUCAGCGCAAGUUGCAAGCUGAGAUUGACGAAGUGCUUCCCGGUGGAGCUCUUCCCACUUUGGCAGAGAAAUCCAAGAUGCCGUACACAGAAGCAGUGAUCAACGAAGUGAUGAGGGCUUGUGCACUGGUAAACUUUGGAUUGCAGCACAUGGCCGCCAAUAACACGCAGCUCGGGGGUUACACCAUUCCAAAGGGAGCGGUUGUGAGCGCGAACGUCAUAUCGAUCCACUAUGACAGUCGCUCCUGGGAUCGACCAAAGGAGUUCAGGCCAAGGCGUUGGCUGGAUGAGAAAGGCGAAUUCUUCAUGCCGAAGGAUGGUUUCCUGCCUUUCGGUGUGGGAAAAAGAGUGUGUGUCGGGGAAAGUUUGGCCCGGAUGGAGCUGUUCAUCCUCACCACCAUGGUCUUCCAAUGCUUCACCAUCGCUCCUGCACCUGGCAAAUCUGUCAACCUGACACCUGAUUUGAGUGGUUUCUUUCUCCGCAAGGCAAUGCCCAAUGAGUUCGUCUUUACCGUCAGGGAACAGUAAUGGUCGUAAUGGUAAUCAUCUGCUGCCCAGUAAAGUAUGUCAGCGACAUCAAAUAUCUCUCCAUCUUUUUACAUAUUUUUGCUAGUUACCAUGUGCAAAUUAAAUUGUGUUAGUGUUAGUUCAUUGUCUGUCUGGCCUGGCUUUAUAUUGUAACCUACCACAGCUUACCAUUCGAUCAACCUCACUAUCAACAUAAUCAACUGUUUUCACUUUUGUCUACAAAAGUGACAUAAUUGACCCAUUUCCUGAUGUUCUUUUGUCUGUCUGACAUUAGAAUUUGAUGAAUGCAAGCAGGCAUGUCAUAACUCAGAACGUUAAAGGCGUUUACAUGCUAUGGGUAUUAAUACAGUUUUAAUCUCUAGUGACAGAAUUUCCAACUUAUUUGAUGACUGCAUUGCCGUCUAGUGAAACUCUCCGAAGUAUUGCAAACUGACUGAAAAUCAUUUACCUAACUUUUACAAUAAAUUCCCAUUUCUCUACAUUUCAACCCUCUGGCGUCAUUAUUACAUUACGGAAAAUGAAUUACAAUCACUGA
Messenger RNA from Portunus trituberculatus (swimming crab), 2379 nucleotides. RefSeq names its product cytochrome P450 2L1-like. The transcript has 11 exons. NCBI's taxonomy places the organism in Eukaryota, Metazoa, Arthropoda, Malacostraca, Decapoda, Portunidae. Gene Ontology annotation, molecular function: oxidoreductase activity, acting on paired donors, with incorporation or reduction of molecular oxygen; monooxygenase activity; heme binding. The record is from RefSeq and is a predicted model, not a curated record. The coding region runs from base 366 to 1844 and encodes 492 amino acids.